UCUAUUGACUAAUGAAUACAAACAGACUUUCCUCUUCCUUCUAUCUCCUUCUUAAUUCUCCCUUCUAAUCUCUAUCUUCUUCUUCUUCUUCUUGAAUUCAUUUCUCUUAAUUCUCCUUCUAAUUCUUCUUUCUAAUUUCUGAAUCUAUCAAAUUGGUAUCAGAGCUCCGAUCUUCUUAACCUAUGGUAGCUAUAGCAGAGAACACGAGGUUCCAAGAAUUGCGUCGGGACCUUUCUGAGUUCCAAAGAAAACACGAUGCGGAUGUGGCUAACUUGGACAAGAGGAUGAUGACCAUGCAGAAUGCUAUGACGUCCAUGGAGAACGCUCCAAGGGAAGACAUUGCUAAAGUCUUAUCUCUUGAAAACCCUCUUCCAAAUGACCCUGUAGCUAGUAUGACUAAGUUUGGUAAAGUUGAUUUUCCUAGCUACGAUGGAACAGAUAACGGUGCCAAAAAGUUGAUGCACUAAAAUCACUCUAGCAAGUGUACUAGUCGCUUCAAGUAAUAUAAUGAUGAGAAGAGU
Molecule: messenger RNA, 521 nt
Organism: Rubroshorea leprosula
Lineage: Eukaryota; Viridiplantae; Streptophyta; Magnoliopsida; Malvales; Dipterocarpaceae
Source: the annotation of a GenBank genome assembly